CGGGCGGCACGACGCGCCAGUAUUCAGCCCGCGACGGUCGCGAGCGUUCGCGUACUUUCAGCUUUGCUAGUACAUAUGUAUUUAUUUGGGCUUGUUCUGUGCACGUAUAUAGUAUAUUAGUACAUACACAAACGUAUAUCCGAGUUCGUAAGGAUAAAUCUCCUAACCGGGGCAAGUGAAUUUUUCUCAAGAUUCUUUUCGACCACGCAUAUCGGUGAGGAGACGGAAUUGAAGAAACUUUUAACUUGUGAUGGAAUGCAGAAAGAGAGUAUGUGGAGGAGAGUUUCCCGAAGAAUCGCGUGAAAGUGAGAAUCGCGAUGGUUGACUACUUAAAAAUGCCGAUUGUUUAUUAGUGGGGAAUUCUAGAAAUGGCAAAGUAAAAGAAGAAACGAAAACAGUGUAGCGGAAAUCUUACGAAACGUGAACGGCGGGUGAUAUGAGUGAAUAUAGGAUCUUUCGUGACGUUAAAUGAUCGAGUUACGGCUUGGUCGAAACAAUCCCCGUCGAUUAACCGGCACGCGAUACGUCGGAAACACGAUUAAAACACAGUGCGUCCUUCUCUUUUGCGCAAAGAAACCGACAGAUUCGUGAGCUCGCGUGGAAAGUGAAACAACGUUGGAUACAGGGAACGGAAGAAAACGGGGUGCGUUCGAGAAGAGAAGUGAAAAAGGAAAAAUAAUGUGGUGUCACGUCCUCGCCAUCGUCGUCGCUUUUUUGUGCGUUGUCUACGCUCAAGGAGGCCCGCGAACAUUUUCUGCUAGGCCUUACCGUGGAGGGUCAACAGUAACAACAAGAGCAGUUCUUCAAGGUACGGCAGAGUUGUCAUGUGAUAUCCGUCCACCGCAACAAAAUGAUUCCGUAAUUCUAGUUGUUUGGUACAAAAGCGAUACCACACCUAUUUACAGUUACGAUAUGAGAGGCAAACAUUCUGAAAAAGCUUCUCAUUGGAAUAAUAAGGACCAUCUAAACGACCGUGCAUUCUUUAGAACUGUCACUGAACCAGCAACAUUAAACAUCAAUCACAUUGAAGAAAGAGACGAAGGUGAAUACAGAUGUCGAGUAGAUUUCGCGAAGAGUCCUUCCAGAAAUUCAAGAAUUCACCUGAUGGUCAUAGUACCACCGCAUAAACCAAAUAUUAUCGAUGAACGUGGAACUGUGCCAGCGGUAGCAGGUCCGUAUGAAGAAGGUGGUGAUAUGAAAUUACAAUGUCUUGUUUCUGGAGACGAACGUCCCCGUACGAUACACGACAGCUUGGAAGGAACUGACAAAUAUUCGCUAUUUCACGAGCUCUUACUGUCAAUGCCAUGUCGACCAGAGCCAAAAGUGAGAUGGUGGCGGGGAGAAAUGCUCCUUGAUUCGAAAGAUGAGCCAGGAGAGUUUCCAUCUCUUCGUAGAAAUGCUUUAAUAGUAAGGGAACUUUCAAGAGCUGAUCUUCAUGCGGUAUUUACUUGUCAAGCAUCCAACAACAAUAUCAGUCAACCUGUCUCUGCAUCGGUUGCAAUUGAAAUGCAUUUGAAACCAUUAUCUGUAGCAAUAUUAAGUAAUGAGCACGCACCCCUUAGCGCUGGACGAAAAUAUGACAUAAACUGUAUGACUGUUGGAUCCAGGCCACCAGCAAAGUUAUCGUGGUACAUGGAUGGAAAGAAACUUAGUAAUUACACGGAGAAGGUAUCUCAAGAUGGUAACAUGACAAGUUCGACGUUGAUAUUGAAACCAACGUUGCUUGAUCACGAUAAAGUAAUCACUUGCCGUGCAGAAAAUUUUGAAAUUCAACGAGGUAUAGUCGAAGACACAUGGAAAUUAAAUGUAUUCUUUGUACCAAUUUUACAUCUGGAGUUAGGAUCGAAUAUGAAUCCAGACGAUAUCGAGGAAGGUGAUGACGUAUACUUUGAAUGCAAAGUUCAUGCUAAUCCUGGCGCUUACAAAGUUAUAUGGAGGCAUAAUGGAAAUAUUAUUCAGAACAAUGCGAAAAAUGGUGUAAUAGUGCAACAAUAUGGUUUGGCUUUGAGGGAAGUUAAUCGUUCUCAAGCAGGCAAUUAUACUUGUAUUGCUAGCAACGUCGAAGGAGAUGGUUACAGUAAUACUGUCGAACUUAAAAUCAUGUACAAACCUAUUUGUUUACCUGACCAGAAACGAAUUUAUGGCGUAGCUCGUCACGAAGAUGCCCGAGUAACAUGCAGCGUAGAGGCAUACCCAUCUCCAGAUAGUUUCCGUUGGACUUUUAACAAUACGGAAGAAAUGGUAGAUGUACCUCAGGCACGGUACAAGAAUUCUACACGUCAUAGUCAAAGUAUUCUUAUUUAUCGGCCAAUUACAGAAAUGGAUUACGGUACAGUGUUCUGUUGGGCAAGUAAUACCGCUGGCCAACAAAAGAACGCUUGCAUAUUUCAUAUCAUUCCUGCAGGAAAACCUGAAUCUCUGUACAAUUGCACGUUGUCUAAUCAAACAACCGAUUCACUCUCGGUGGAGUGUUGCGUUGGUUUCGACGGUGGUCAACCGCAGCACUUUCUUCUUGAAGUCUUUGAUCAGCAUACAGGAGUACUGCAAGCCAAUAUUACAUCCGAGGAAAACGCUGUUUUUACUGUUCACGGAUUACAAUCUGGCAAAAUCCUUAACAUGGUUUUAUAUGCCGUAAAUGCGAAAGGAAGGAGCGAACCCACUUUGUUGGAAGGAUUUACAUUAAAGAUUGCUGAGAAACAAACUGGAAUACCAGUACCAUUCGAAAUUUCCCCAUUAUUAGGAGGAUUGAUUGGAGUAGUAACUGCAUUGCUUUUUGUUACUAUUACUAUUCUAAUAGCUAUGAAAAUUAGAAAUGAACGAAGAACUCAAAGACCAAGUGAUCUACCGUUAAAGAAAAGCACCGCACCCAGUUCCGAAGAUUUGUAUGAUACAGAAGAUAGAAAUCCAGAUGUUGUACCAAUAAAUAAAGGUUCUGAUUACCAAUUGACGGGAUCAAUAUCUGGCACUCCGUUAGCCACGCAAAAUACACCGGAUGGACUUACGGCGACCUCGCUUUCUAUACAACAAGUGACUCACCUACAAGGAUUGUCACCGUAUCCACACGAGUAUAAUAAUUAUCCGGCAUUAUCGAGAAUCAUACAAACUAUCCCAUCUUGUAGCGCCAGGUCGACCAACAAGGAAUCAUCUCCAAAUUUAUCAGACGAGGUAACGUACGCCGAAUUAUGUUUGACACGUCCAUCAGCAUUAUCAACGUUAGUAAGCGAUACAACGUUGACUGGUGCAAGUGGAAUUGGCAGUUUAAGUACACUCGACGGUUACGGUAGUGGGGUGAUCGUAGGUGGUAAACCAUGUGCAAGAGAAGCUACGAUUUAUGCUUGCAUAGAUCACAACGCAAGACCAUUAAAAAUUGAUCCAUCAUCUACUUCGCCGUUCACAUUGGCAUCUCUGUCGACAAGAAAUACAUUUCGGGACUGUAAUGUUUCAACAAUGAAUAACAAACACCCCACAAGAGAAAUUGUUACUGUACGUACACCGUUAAUAUCAACCCAGGAAAGUUGUGUAUAGGGAUGCGAUUCUGACGCGCUGAAUAUCAACGAAUACUACGUUUGAUCUGUUGUGCGCGUCUAUUUCUCAAAUGUGGUUCUACAACCAUUUGUCCUAUAACGAAACGUACAUACAUACAUACAUGAUAUUUGAUAUGCGACAAGUGUGUAAAGUAGUUAACAGAAUUAACGUCAGGUGGACUAAUCAAUCAUUAAUUGUCAAAUAUUAGUGCGGUAGCGAAAGAAUACAAAGGAACAACGUGUCCUCUUGGUAUAUUAAAAAUAAAAGCGUGAUAUUAAUGUUAAUCUACGAAUUGUUCAAAGACACUGAUAAGUUAAGUUUAAAUUUGGUCACUAAGACUGAUUUAAAUAUUAUGUAAUCUUUCAUGUACAGGGUGCCCCGUUUAUUGUAAGCAACUAAAUUGUUUCGCCCGUUAUUUGAAAUGCAAAAAUAUUCACGGUUGCAUGAUUUAAAGAUCUGUCUUUAAUACUAGGUGGACAUUUCAAGUUCACAAAGCUAUAAGCUUUUCGUUACUCGUGUUAUAACUCGUACCAAUUGAUCGAAAUACGGAAGAUCAGUGGUUGUUAUAUCGGUUCUCAAUUUUUCGUUAAUGUUCAAUAUACAUUACAUCAUUACGCAUUUCACGCAUUAAGAUAUUAAUUACCAUUUCUUCACCCAACCUCCAUAUUUUUCGAAUUACUUGCGAUAUGUAAGUACUUAGAAUUGUGUUUAGCGUAUUAAACUAUAAUACUUCGUAUAACUGAUAAUGAUAUCCAUUCGGGUGAUAUGAAAAUUUCUAUGACUAAUUUUUAUCCAUAAUAUGCUGAUUUAUCUUUCACCAUCGUAUGACGAUAAAAACUCAUGGUGUUACACAAAAUGAUACGAAUAACAGUGUGAGAAUUGUCAAUUCUGACAAUGUAAGAAAUAUAUCUUUUGUCAUGAAUAAAUAUACAGGAAACAUUCGAUAAUUGCAUAAGAAUAUUCUCUUCGUAAUUACACAGUCGUCAUCCUGGUUACGGGGUGGGAGGUUGGGUAUAUUGUAUUUGGUGACGUUUUAAUCAUAAAAAUGUAAGAAACACGUUGUUGGUAAACAUGUUUCAUUUAUCACGUAUCAAAAAUAAGAAAACUUGAUUUUUAAGUUAAACGUAUCAGCUUGUCUCCAGCCUUUAUCGUUUGCCGAACGUCCUUCUUCCCCUUUCACUCACGUUGUCCUUUUUCUACAUCCGGCACAUCUGAAAUCUCAGUUUCGAGAAUCGAGAAUCGAGAAUCGAGAAUCGUUUUUGCCUUUGCAGAAUUGCAACACUCGAUUUUUGUGCAAUUACCGAAUGUUUCGUGUAUUUUGUUUCGUUCUCUUUUCUUAAUCGUGUCGGCCAGAUGAAAUACGACGGUGCAGAGGAAAUGUAAAUCUCCAUUGAUUCAUAAAGUCUCGCGGUUUGCUCCUUGUAGUUAAUAUACAUAUAACGGAGGUUAAUCUACACAAGAUUGUGUCAGGAUUACUCUUCUAGGAUUAGCGAAUUUCUUGUAACAAGUGAUAUUCGCAUCAGGAAAGAUAUUGCUGUCAGUCGGAAAGAAAUAAAGAACAACGAAUAUAUACAAACAAUCUCGCUUGACAUUUGUCAUUGUUUCUCUAGUUAAUUUGAAAAUUCGGAGCCUUUAUAGAUCCGUGGCUAGAGCGGAGAUGCCAGAAACGGGAUACGAAGUGGGAGCUGAUGAAACUGAGAUAUUCGCGCUUCCGCGUUCAGUUGGCAUAGCUGUGUCAGAAUGCUAGACGGUGUUUUUCAACUACUAUAUCUAUCGGAACAAGAGAGAGAGAGAGAGAGAGAGAGAGAGAAACAGAGAGAGAGUGAAACAGAGAUAGACAGAGAGAUAGAGAUAGAGAUAAACAGAGAGAUAGAGAUAGAGAUAGAGAGAGAGAGAGAGAGACAGACAGACAGACAGACAGACAGACAGACAGACAGACAGACAGAGAAAGAAAGAAAGAGCUCCCAUGUACAUGUGUACAUAUAUACUAUCACGACAUGGGAAAUUGCCUUGAUCAACGAGAUAUCUUUUACGUAGUAGCAUUGCUAGUCAACGAACGAUUCAGGAACAGCCUCGUUCUCAACUUACUGCUAAAAAAGAAGUUGGGUGUACUAGAUUCAAGUCGUCGUCGUGUAAGUCCUAUUAGGCUGAACGAGGACAUUGAAAGUGGACUGCACAGAUUUUAAUCCGGAGCGGAUCAAGAGUGAACGAGUAAAGAAUAUCGAAAGAGUGUAUUCGUCCAUGUUAGUCGUAGUUCGUCCUCUUAUGACUCACAGUACUUUUGUCUUCGCGCAUAUCGCUCGUUACAGAAAGCUCGCUUCUUGUGUAUGUUAACCAUAAGCAAGAUGCUUAGUUAAGUAAGCUAUGCUGUAUGCUACCAAGUUAAACUAUGAUGUAGUGUGUGAGUUAAAGGAGAUCAUCGUUUCCUUGUCGACUAAUGUGAACAACAAAAUUUAAGGAAAUGUCAAUGUAAGAGCCUCGAAUCAAAUGCAACCUACAUCAUCAUCUAAUUCCCAUCAUUAAUAACAAUGAAAAAAAGUUGUGUUCAUAAGUUGGAGAUUACUAUGUAUAUAUCUUCGCAUAUCUUAUUUAAAUUAUUAUACCGAUAUAAUUACUACGCUAUAAAUUUCAAAAAAGUAUUUAUGAGUUGAUACAUACUUGAAUUAUUUCAGAGUUCAAUAGGCUUUAAUGAAUUUUUAUCAGAAUUGAAAAAUCAAAUAAAGUUGAUCAAUUGAAACUGGGAUUACACAAUGAUUUAAUAUUUAAACAUGACAAUUCGAUCAAGUAUUAUUUUUAAUGCCCACGCGUAUGUGCACGGUUGAUAAUUAUUUGGAAUAGGAGCAAUUUCACCGAUGAUCUUGAAAUGUGUUAUCAAGGUCAAUAUUCCGAACAAUUUUUUCUUAUGCAUGUAAACCGCCGUUCGGCUCCGGUUCAAAAGUUAUAAAGCAAUUUAUAUUUAAUACCAAAUGGCGUUAUUCAAUAAAUCAUUUCAUAAAUAUUUAUUCUGUAAACAAUGUUACAACGACGAUAGAUAUAUUUGUAUAUCUUUCAUCAGUUGAAAAUCAAAACAAAGAACGACAUUCCAUACAUAUCAAUCGAUGCAUCGAAUAUUAUUUCACGCUUAUCUUGCCGCCAUUAGGCUGUCUGAUGCUAUUCUACGCCGAUCUAUUCUAAUCCAUCAGUUUUUCUUUUUUAUUUGUCCAAUGUUAAAAACGAUUAUCUCAUUAAUGAGCUAAGUUUAGGUUGGGUUGUAUAAAACUGCGACUAUCCAGAAUAAAGCAUAAUCCUAAAGUAAACGUAAUCGAAGAUUUUUGCAAAUAUCUUGGCAACUAAAGCAUACCGGCGGUUAUACACACAUAUAUGUAUGUGUGUAUAGGAAUGUUCGCUUUGACAAUGUAUUUCAAGGUCAUGGAAAUUGGUGAGAUCGCCUGUUCUAUUCCGAACCGAGUUACCGUACCGUUUAAUAUACAUAGUAUUAGUAAAUUUUAGUUCCAAUCAAUAUAUGAAUUUGAUGUAGCACUGCUAGUAUGAUGAUAGAUAAUAUGUAUUAUAAAAAAAACGUAAAAGUGUAUUGUAAAAGUGGAAUAUGACCAAAAUACAUGAAUUGUUUUGUAAUGAUUUA
Molecule: messenger RNA, 7147 nt
Organism: Bombus pascuorum
Lineage: Eukaryota; Metazoa; Arthropoda; Insecta; Hymenoptera; Apidae
Product: carcinoembryonic antigen-related cell adhesion molecule 5-like
Exons: 18
Coding region: 679-3525 (948 amino acids)
Molecular function (GO): protein binding
Source: RefSeq, a predicted model, not a curated record